This is a messenger RNA of Fusarium fujikuroi IMI 58289, 3954 nucleotides long. Its product is annotated as related to vacuolar assembly protein. Gene Ontology annotation, cellular component: late endosome; HOPS complex. Bases 1 to 3954 code for a protein of 1317 amino acids. Lineage: Eukaryota; Fungi; Ascomycota; Sordariomycetes; Hypocreales; Nectriaceae. Gene Ontology annotation, molecular function: protein binding. Gene Ontology annotation, biological process: macroautophagy; vesicle-mediated transport; endosomal vesicle fusion. The record is from RefSeq and is a predicted model, not a curated record. The transcript is spliced from 6 exons.
AUGACGGAGCAGUCACCGCAACCGAGCCAUGAGUUGGCGCGCGAUACCGAUUCCCAACAGCCGGAACAUGAGCCACCAGUAGACGCCAACGAAACGUUCCCGCCCGUAGAAAACAAAGCUCUCGAGGAUGUUGCACGCGAGACAGGUGGUGAAUCAAGAGGUGCGAUGGGCAAGGAAGGGAUUACCGAGGCAAGAGACGUAAAGAAUGAGGAAAGCAAUGAUAAAAAGUCGGGGCAUGAUGAAAACAAUGGAGAAGAGGAGGAAGACGAUGACGAUGACGACGAUGACGAUGACGAUGAAGAUGAAGAGGACGAUGAUGAAGACGAAGAGGAUGAGGAACCAAGACUCAAAUAUGCUCGGUUAACUCAACACCUUAAUGGAGUGUAUCGAAACGGCGAUGCAACUAGCGCGUUUCUUGUCGCGGGAGAUAAAAUGAUAGUUGGAACGCAUAAUGGCAAUAUCCACAUUGUUCAGCUCCCCAUGUUCCAAUCCAUGAGAGUAUACCAUGCGCACUCGGCCUCAGUUACCUCUAUAUCGAUAUCUCCGUACCCUCCUCCAUUGCCAACCGAGAAGAAGUCAGAGGCAGCGCCAAGGCAUACGACAUCCAGCAACGCUACUGUCUCUUCUGGUCGCCAGGCCGAUGCAUCUCCGGCGGCAGCUUCCAGAAGACCCCGCGAAGCGUCACAAAUACCUAGGACGCCGUCUAACGAUAUUUAUGUAGCGACUUCCUCUUUGGAUGGCAACGUAUGUGUGCAGUCUCUCAUUGAUAUGAAAGAUGUCCAGUUACGAAACUUUGCCCGGCCCGUCCAAGCUGUGGCUCUGUCGCCAGAAUUCAAGACAGAUCGUACCUAUUUGUCAGGAGGACUUGCUGGCCAGCUCAUUCUUACCGCCGGAGGUGGUCCGGGUCGCAGUACCUCGACAACAACUGGGACUGCUGCGGCCACAGCUUCCGGCUGGCUGGGCAGUAUGGGACUUGGCGGCAAUAGUGGCAAAGACACUAUCUUACACUCUGGCGAAGGAACUAUCAGCACUAUUAAAUGGUCCUUGUCUGGGAAAUACGUGGUCUGGCUCAACGAACAUGGAAUCAAAAUUAUGCGGUCAAAGCUCCACCUCGAGAACGCAGACACAGAAGAUGCAUGGAAACGAGUUGGGCACAUUGAUCGCCCACAAACUGAUGAAUGGGAAACCAUGGCAAGUGUGUGGAAAGGCCGCGUUGAAUGGAUCGAUGAACAAGCUGUUGAAGUGGAUGAAUUUGACCAGAGCACUGCUGAUAAAGAGAUAUCUCCUACUGCACACAAGCUCAGAGAACAGGCUGCAAUGGGCAAGAAGAGUAUUGAGCGGUUGCUUGUAGGUUGGGGUGGGACGAUAUGGAUCAUACACGUCCAUCCAGGAGGCGUCGGAGUCGGCCGACACGCCGGCGAGAAGACUAUUGGGCGAGCUGAAAUUGUUAAAAUACUUCGGAUGGAUUGCAUCAUUUCCGGUAUUUCGUUAUAUACCCACAACCUUUUGUUAGUACUUGCGUAUUGCUUGCCUGAUAACGAGGACGAGGAUGAGGAUUCCGGAUCGGUUUCAAACUCGCCAGACAAAAAGCAUAAAUCCAAUCCUUCAACAGGAAGCGAGCCCUCUGGCGGUGUUCGCCGUCGUCAGAAUAACCAGCCACCUGAACUCCGCCUUAUCGAUCUUAACUCCCAGGCCGAAGCCGACAAAGACAGCCUGAGCGUCAGUCGUUAUGAGAGGUUGUCAUCGGGUGAUUACCACUUAGGCGUAUUGCCUGCACGCAAUGCUGCGUCUGCAAUCGCUUCAUCUCGGGGCGCUCUGGAGGCGAUAGCUGGGAUCGGCACAGAUAUGUGGAAUGCGGCCAUCAACCCUCGCUCCCUAUUCAGCUCCGGAGCUAGCAUUCGUAGCCGAGGGAGCGGUGAUGAUUCUAGUCUCAUAGGGAGUACGGCAGGAACGAUUCGACCCGGGACCAAUCAAAGACUUUCCCCCGGCGUCCAUUCUGGUCUUGUCAAACCAGGCGUGAAGAUCUUCAUACAUAGUCCGUAUGACUGCAUCCUCGCGACCAGACGAGAUCUGAGUGAUCAUUUAGGAUGGCUUCUAGAGCGCCAGGACUACCAGCGUGCCUGGGAGUUACUCGAUGAACACCCGGAGAUCAUGGCACCGCUAAACGAAAGGGCUAAUGAUGGUACUCCUUCAACUCCAACACUGAACCAAGAGCCUAGUGACGAUUUCAAUGAUGAUGAAUCUGUCGUCGAUUCGCAACUGCGAGAUUUUUAUUCUUCGGCAGAGCGAGAGAAAAGGCGUAUUGGAGAACUCUGGAUACAGGAGCUCAUUGAAGAGAACAACUGGGCAUCUGCUGGUCAAGUGUGUGGUCAGGUGCUCAAGACGCCUGACAGAUGGGAGAAAUGGGUUUGGACAUUUGCUGGUGCGAAGAAGUUCGAUGCUAUUACGGACUACAUUCCUACAGAGCCCAUGCAUCCGCCCCUUCCUUCGACUAUUUAUGAAGUUGUACUUGGCCAUUAUAUUCAAAACGACAAACCGAGGUUUAGGGAGCUUUUGGAUCGUUGGUCACCUGAGCUUUUCGACAUAAAAACAAUUACAACUGCGCUGGAGAAUCAGCUCAAGUAUCGAGACGUGCUAGAAAGCUUGGCAAGGCUACACGAGGCCAACGGACGACAUCGCGAGGCUCUCAAAUGCUACAUCAAGCUCCAUGAUGCGGAUUCGGCUUUUAGGUUGAUUAGAGACAACCACCUUGCAGAAGCUGUUGAAGACGAUAUUCCAAGCUUCAUUGGCCUCAGAGUUCCACCAGGUAAAGUUAAUGAAAUGACAGCAGAGGAGCUAGAUGAAGCGACAUCAGAAGCAAUCACACUGCUCGUUGAUGAAGCUCAGCAUGGUCUGCUGCGCCCUGAUAUUGUGGUGGAGCAACUACUCUCGAAGAAGCUCAACCUGUACAUAUACUUCUAUUUUCGAGGUUUAUGGAAGGGCGAUGGUAUACAGGAGCAUAGUGGAGAGAAUGUGGACCGGCUGGUGAUGGACAGUCAAUCUCUGGUUGACAACUUCGCGGAUUUGGCUGUCCAUCUGUUUGCGACCUUCGACCGGGCGUUGCUCAUGCAAUACCUGAAGACUUCAGUCUCCUAUACAUUUGAAAAGGCUGUUCAAGAGUGUGAGACGUUCUCAUACUACGACGAGCUCGUGUUUCUAUACUCUAAAACGGGCCAAAUGAAACGAGCUCUCUACCUCAUCAUCGAUCGUCUAAAGAAUGUUCACAAAGCAAUCGAGUUUGCUAAAGAACAGGACGACCCUGACCUGUGGGAAGACCUCCUUAAAUAUAGCAUGGACAAGCCCAGCUUCAUUCGAGGUCUGCUUGAGCAAGUCGGUACGGCCAUCAACCCAAUUACUGUAGUGCAGCGAAUUCCCGAGGGACUUGAGAUUGAGGGUCUCAGGGAAGGGCUUACGCACAUGAUGAAGGAACACGAGAUCCAGUACAGCAUUAGCUCGGGCGUUGCACGAGUCCUUCGCAGUGAGGUUGCCACGGCGCAGAACGAGCUUCGAGCUGGUCAGCGUAAGGGUAUCAAGUUCGAAGUAGUUAUUCAGGAACAGGAACAUGUGGACAUACAAGUUAAGGAUGUUUCCACGGACCCCGACAAUCCAGAACCCAACAUUUCUCACCCAUCUACGGCUCAUGAUCACAGAGUGCCGAAACCGGGACACUGCGCAAGGUGUCAUGAGCCAUUUACAGAGUUCGAGAUGGAAACAUUAGUUGGAUAUGCUUGCGGGCAUGUUUUCCACGUGAGUCAUCUCUUGGAGAUGUUGCAUGGGAACAAGAAAGUGGAUGUUGAUUUAGGCAAUGGCUCUGAGGAUGCAAGUCGGUACUCCAUAGGCAUGAAGGUGAUGAGGGCGCGAUUACUGAAGGAUAAGAUGAAAGGGGGCUGCCCUGUAUGUCAUGUCAAAGAGUAA